This is a messenger RNA of Cydia pomonella (codling moth), 2936 nucleotides long. Its product is annotated as arylsulfatase B-like. Bases 38 to 1633 code for a protein of 531 amino acids. Lineage: Eukaryota; Metazoa; Arthropoda; Insecta; Lepidoptera; Tortricidae. The record is from RefSeq and is a predicted model, not a curated record. The transcript is spliced from 7 exons.
UUGGCAAACGAGAUGUGCAGUGAUUUUAAUAUUUUUUAUGGCUCUCGGGAUCAGAGGUCAAAGUAAUGUGAAGCCGAAUAUAGUUUAUAUACUUGCAGAUGAUUUGGGCUGGGACGACGUGAGCUACCACGGCUCGGAGCAGGUGCGCACGCCGAACAUCGACCUGCUGGCGCGCUCCGGCGUGGCGCUGCAGCGCUUCUACUCGCACUGCCUGUGCACGCCCUCACGCUCGGCGCUGCUUACUGGAAAACAUGCCUAUACAUUGGGCAUGCAAGGUUAUCCUCUCGUGCAGAGCGAGGACAGAUUUCUACCGCUACACGAGAAGAUUUUACCACAAUAUCUGAAGGAGUUGGGUUAUUCGACGCAUUUGGUGGGAAAAUGGCAUGUGGGUUUAUCUCGGUCGGCGGUUCUACCCACAGCGCGUGGCUUCGACACACACUUCGGGCACCGGGGCGGAUAUAUUGAUUACUAUGAGUACACGAUAGAGGAGUCGUGGAGCUCUGGGACCGUGUCCGGUUACGACUUGUACAGGAACGCGACUCCCGCGUGGGACUCCACGGGCUAUGUCACCGACCUGUACAGCCGGGAGGCUACAUCAAUUAUUGAAGCUCACGACCCGUCAUCGCCACUGUUCCUGAUGGUGGCGCACAACGCACCCCAUGGUGGAAAUGAUGGUGUCAUCCUCCAGGCGCCGCCGGACGAGGUGCGCCGCAUGCGUCAUAUCGAGUCACAGCAGCGGCGCAUACUAGCAGCUAUGGUUAAAAAACUGGAUGAUAGCGUAGGCGAUAUAGUAAAAUCACUUUCGGAUAAGGGAAUAUUGAACAACACUAUCAUAGUGUUCACAUCGGACAACGGUGGUAUGACGUCGGGAUCCUCUUUGAAUUAUGGAUCUAAUUGGCCCCUGAGGGGGAUUAAAAUGUCUCCAUUCGAGGGCGCCGUGAGGGUAACCGGACUUUUGUGGAAGGCAAACUUAAAUCCCGUGAGCCGGGCUUGGAAUGGGUAUAUGCAUAUUUCGGACUGGCUCCCGACUUUGCUCCACGCGGUGGGUGCCGACCCUCCGCUAGGAAUAGACGGGAUUGAUCAAUGGGAUAACAUAAUUACAAAUUCGCCAUCCAAGCGAAACGAAAUAGUUGAAAUAGACGACUACCAUGGUUUCUAUAUGAUUAUAUCGGGAGAGUACAAAUUAAUUACAGGAAGUGUCAUAAAAGAAUACAGCAAUUUUCAAGGCCACGAUCUUAGGGGAAUUAUUGGAACCCCUCCCUCAUAUGUUGAUGCUAUGAAGAAGAGCCCUGUGUAUUCGGUUCUUAAGAAUAAUGGUCUGGAACUGAACAUGCCAGAUCAUGAAAUAAAUAAAAGGUAUAAAGUCGAUUGCUUAAAAAGAAGCGAUGAACGAGAUGUGUCAUUAUGUUACCCUGAAAAUGGAACUGUCUGUCUCUACAAUAUCCACGAAGAUCCUUGCGAAACUAAGGAAAUUUCAAAACUAUAUCCAGAUAUCGUGCGGCAACUUCUCCAGAAAUUGGAAACCGAGAAGAAUAGAACAAUACCUAGGAUUGUGCCCUUGGUGCGAGACCCUAGGUCUCACCCGAGCCAGUUUAACUAUGCCUGGUCCACUUGGGCAGAUCAUAUUAUAUAAAUUACGUCACAAUUAUUGGAGGUGAUGUAACUAUUCGUAUGAGGAUCAGUAGUAACCUAAUAAUUACGACACAAGUGACUCAUUUGACUCAUCGAAUUAGAUUUUAAACAGAAACGGUUUGUUUGAGUUUCUUUGUCGCGUUUGUUCUUACUUGCAGGUACGAGUAUAAUGGUCACCACUAGAGUUUAUAUGCUUGUAUCUAUAAGAUUUCAUUGAUUCCGCGGCAGUUUCAAAUUUAUGUUCGUGACCUUCGUGAAGGCUAUCAUUGAUAGGUUACUUUCCAAAAGGUUUAAUAUUGUCCUCAAGUCUAUUGCGGAAUUUCAGAGGGCUCUAUGCAAAAAAGAAUACUAGCUUAUACACUAUUAACCUAUUUUCCAUAAAUUUCGUCUCAUUAAGCAUAUAUAUAUUUUAAGUAGACAUUGUGUUUAAGAAUUAGUCACAUACAGUUGGUUCUUUUUAUCCGGGCGCGCGACAGCAAACAAUCGGGUACUGUCCAACAGUAAAAUAAAACUACACUAAAAUUUGAAAAGGUUGUUGUUUUGUUUGCCUGUACUGUUAACAUCAAAGCGUCCGGAUGUUCAUCACAUCCGGGUAGCUUCCGGAAUUCCGUAGCAGGCCGCGCGGACCCGCUCAGCUCCGGCGGCUAUACAUACAUAUUACGUUUAUUGGAUUAGAAAGAACUCUGCAGAUUACUUUAUGUACAUUAGGUAUGCUGUAAAUAUUUAAGCUAACAAUGAUUAAUGCGUUAGUUAAGUUUUUUUUUAUAAUACCCCAUAAACUGUCCUAAUUACUCAAGUUUGAGGUAAAAUUGAUUUCCACAAUGACGAGUUCGAGCUUAUCAGUUCUAAAUAAAUAUCUUUUGGUACAUUAUACAGCAACGAUCAAAUGCAGACUACUGCUUAGAUAAUAAAAAAAUCGGCCAAGUGCGAGUCGGACUCGCACAGGAAGGGCUGGACGUGAUCCUCGAGAUUGGAAAGAAAUAUUUAUUUUAUUCUGUUUUUAGUAUUAAAUUUGUUGUUAUAGCGGCAACAGAAAUACAUAAUCUGUAGAAAUUUCAACUGGCUAACUAUCACAGUUCGUGAGAUACAGCCUGGUGACAGACAGACGGACGGGCGGACGGACGUAUAGUGGAGUCUCAGGAUCCGUACGGGCAGACGGAUGGACAAACGGACAUGUCGAAACUAUUAGUGUUCCAUUUUUGCCAUUUUGGUUACGGAACCCUAAUCAAGACCCAGCAAACACAAAGUUUUGUAUACUUAUGGGUUUUCAAUGUAAAUUAAAUAAAUUAUAAAUAUGCCAGCUA